This is a messenger RNA of Arachis duranensis, 384 nucleotides long. RefSeq lists its product as uncharacterized. The record is from RefSeq and is a predicted model, not a curated record. The transcript is spliced from 2 exons. Bases 1 to 384 code for a protein of 127 amino acids. Lineage: Eukaryota; Viridiplantae; Streptophyta; Magnoliopsida; Fabales; Fabaceae.
AUGGCUGGAACAUCCAAGAAGAAUAGAAAGAAAAGGAAUGUACUCGUUGAGUACGAAUUUCUGCUUAAUCUUUUUCCUUAUAACAUAUGGGUGAGGAUUGCCACGAAGAUUGCAUCGAAUUCGAUUCAGGAACUGUUUCACAUGCAGGCAACAUGCAAGGUGUUUCUUGAUGCAGCGAUGUCCGACGCUGUCUACAAGUAUGCGACGAUGUGGUAUCUGCUGCUAGUGUCCUCUUCAUAUUACUUUGAUCGGCCUGAAAGGAGGUUCAUUGAUCGCUGCCAACUGGUUAGGGCUGCAACGGAAGACAAUGUUGAAGUCGGUUACGUGUGUGGCAUGCCGUUGCUAUGUAAUAACAAAGACAAAGCAGCAAAGAAGGGGAGUUGA